GAUGGUAAUGGCAUUGAGAUAGUGGGGCUGCAAACUGCUGCAUUCCCCCUUAGCUAGUGUUUUCUUUCUCAUUAAUAACUUUUUCUACUUUGGCUGAGAUUGCGUGAUCAUAUGUCUCCCAGCUUUAUGUUUGAAAUGUGGAAUGACGGCUGCAUGAUUUUUUAACCUGCUUUACCUCUUCUGGUCUAUUUUGGAGGUUACAGUGUUAACUGGCAAGAAAAGUGCUGAGUCAGAUGUGCAAGGAUGCUGGCAGUUUGCAGAUGAAAGAGAUGCCGCAUCAUCAGGACAUAUGGAUGUGAGCCCUGCUGCAGUUUGCUGGUACCAAAGUCCUUGCUUACCGCAUUUACAUUUACGUUCAAAUGCAAAGCUUAAGGGAAAAUGGGAAGGGAAAGAGACGCUGAGAGGUGAAGUGUAUCCCAAUACAGGAGAAGGUGGUACUUAGUUUAGGAGAAAAAGACCUGAAACUGACUUUCAAACUGGAAAAGAUUGGGAUAGAGAAGUUCAAGAGGAGGAAAAGUAUUUCAGCUACAAGGGUUUUUUUUGUUUGUUUUUUUGUGUCAGGAGCAACCGGAGUUGCUUCUGGAGUAAGCUUCUGGAGUAGCUACAAGGGGCAUCCUAAUUCAUGGGCCAUUGAGGGUUUUCAUCAACUAAAGAAAGGAUACCACUUGAGAUGCAUUUGGGGAUCCCAGUCUGCAAAAAAACCAAAUUUGUGGUCAUCUAGGAGAAACGUAUUUGAGGAAACAUACCAAUCCAGUUGGUGAAGAUCACUCUAUAUCUGGGGAAGAGAGUGAGCAUUUCUCUUGACAGCUCAAGAUGGCCUCUGUGCGAGAGGUCUCCAGCUUCACAGAGGACCUGCUCUGCCCCAUCUGCCUCUCCAUCUUUCGGGACCCUCACAUGCUGGAGUGUGGCCACAGCUUCUGUGCUUCCUGCUUGGAGCCCUGCAUCCCCAAGGGCCAGAGGCGUGGGCUUUGCCCCGAAUGUCGGCGCCCAUUUGCCUUGCGCCAUAUGGCCAUCAACCGAGCCCUGUGCAGCCUAGCAGAGAAAGCACGGCUUCUCAAACUGGAUGAAGGGCCCCAACUGGGUGCCACUGGAGGCUGGUAUUUCUGUGAGGAACAUGAGGAGCCCCUCAAACUCUUCUGCAGCCAAGAUGAAGGGCCUGUUUGUGUCAUCUGUCGGGACUUGCCUCAACACCGUGGACAUGACUUCCUGCCCAUCAAAAAUGCAGUUCAGGCUUAUCAGGACCAACUAAAGGCAUCUCUAGAGCCCUUGGAGGAAGGUCUCAGGCGUCUGAAAAUGAGCCAGUGUCGCCAGCAAGAGAACAUUAUAGAAUUAAAGACCUGCUCUGAAUCUUUGUCUGACCAUGUGUCUGGAGAAUUUGUGAAGAUGCACCAGCUGCUAAAUGACAGAGAGUUGGGUUUAAAGGAGGCCCUGGAGAACCAGCGAGAGAAGAAUCUGACCCAAAUGGAAACCAAAUUGAAGGAACUGAAUGAGAAAGUGGCUUCUUGGUCAGAAACCCUCUAUCAAGUGCGGGCAGGACUUCAAUGCAAGGACCACAUCAGUUUCCUUAAGGAAGCAAAGGACUUGCUGGAGAGGGUCCGUAAGGAACAACGAUCCCAAGGUGAAGAAGAAGAGGAAAUAGAGGCAGAGAUGAUGGAAGAAGGUUUGGGGGCCAGCAGUGAAGAUACAGAUGAGUGUGAGAAUGAGGCAGAGGAAGGUGGGCUGAGAGUUGAUGAAGACGUUGAUGAGGAGGAAGAGGAGGAGGAAGAAGAAGAGGAGGAGGAAGAGGAUGAAGAGGUGGAGGAGCAAGAGAGAACAGCAGAAAAAGAGGAAGAGGAAGAUGGAGUGGUGCCUGUAGAUUUGAACCUGGGCGAGUUCAAAGGUCCUCUGCAGUUCUUUGCCUGGAAAGAGCUCUUGGGUGCAGUGCAUCCAGUCCCAGCCUGCAUCACCUUGGACUGCAACUCUGCUCAUCCCAGCCUGGUCCUUGUGGAGGAAGCAACUGGGGUCAAGUUCAGCCCAGGCAGACGUUUCUGGCGGCGAAAACCAGAACGCUUCACCGCCAGCCCUUGUGUGGUGGGUCGGAAGGGCUUCACUUCGGGGCGCUUCUAUUGGGAGAUACGGGUCGGGGACAGCACGGGGUGGGUGGUGGGGGCGGCUAAGAAGUCUGUGAAACGCAAGAGGCGCCUGAAUUUCCAGCCCAAGGAAGGUGUGUGGGCUAUUGAGCUGAGGGCGGGACAGUACCAAGCCUUGAGUGAGCCCCGCACUCCUCUCUCAGUCUGCGGGAGGAUGGAUAAGGUUGGGGUCUACUUGGAUUGUGAAGGGGGGCAACUCUCUUUCUACAACAGCAGCAGCAUGAACCAUCUCUACACCUUCCAAGAAUCAUUCCAUGAGGAGCUACUUCCCUUUCUCAGCACCCAAGGGAACCAUCCCCUCUCGGUUUGGGACCUGGAGCUCUGAGCCCUAGUUUCAGAUGGUAGGGUUUGAAAGAGAAAAUAUUAGUUGAGGAUAGGAAACAAUCUUCAUUGUAGGGAUAAUAUAUUCUGAAAUAAUGCCCAAAUUAAAGUUAUUUUAAGCACUUCUGACAUUUUUUCCUGAUUUGCAUCCACCUACAUAAAAUCAUUGUUGUCAGUUUAUCUCUCCCCACCCACUACUACACAAUUAUCUGUAAUUAUAAGGAGUUUUCUGACCCGAUUUGCUAAAUUUUGACUGAAUGGCUAUUCUUUCGUCUUUAAAAGCAACGUCACAAGCACAAAUUUAAACUGGUGGAGAUGCUACUGCAUUUCUUCAAUUCCAAGGCAUUUAAGGGUAGCCAAGUGCCAGACCAUUCACUGCUAUGAUGAUGAUGAUGAUGAUGACGAUGAUGAUGAUGAUCAUCAUCAUUUAUAUCCUACCAUUCUCUCAAUAGUGACUCAAGGUAGCUAAUAAUAACAUGACGCAACCCAUCCCCCCAAUAUAUACAUCUCUAAAAACAGGAUACUUUUUAGAAUUGUGGGUGCUUUCUCAUAUGUAUAAAUAAAACUCUUUUUGGUGGUAGUCCAUCUUACAAUCAAUUAGAAUUCAAGAACACUAUAGGAAUAUUUAGGCCCCCUAACAUGACUCUAUUGGAAGCUAACCAUAGAAUUAACCUGGAAGACCUAGUGAUUUCCAGACAAAACAAAUCAGCAAAAGUCAAAUCCACAAAUGUGGAGGGCUGACUACUAUAGUUUUAUUAUUAUAGAAUACUAGUGGUUGCACAUAAUUCUUCCCAGUAAUAACACACACAGAAAGAUAUACACAAACACACAUAAACACCAACCAAUAACUACUUUUCAAUUCAUUGCUCCUUGCUAGCUGUUCCACUUGCCUGAAAUUUUCACAUCUGAUUCCCUUGUGUACUCU
Molecule: messenger RNA, 3375 nt
Organism: Anolis carolinensis (green anole)
Lineage: Eukaryota; Metazoa; Chordata; Lepidosauria; Squamata; Anolidae
Product: nuclear factor 7, ovary
Exons: 7
Coding region: 814-2454 (546 amino acids)
Biological process (GO): protein ubiquitination
Cellular component (GO): cytoplasm
Molecular function (GO): protein binding; ubiquitin protein ligase activity; zinc ion binding
Source: RefSeq, a predicted model, not a curated record